UGUAAAUAUCGAUACUAUACGUUACUGUGCUGUACUGGUUUAUAGUACAAAGUCUUUGUUUCAUGUUAAACCAGCCCAUCUCAACUAUCUUGCGGGUGUGGUCGAUGAAACCGACUAUUAGCGUACAACAUUCUUAAAUGAAUAUUGCUAGAAACAGGCAUUUUACAACCAAGUCCAAUAAAUAAGUACUGAAACAACUGAUUUUUUGUUAAAAAAGACUGGCACUGCUUUUUUUUUAGAGUGAAAUUGACCAAGGUCUAUCGGUGAAGCCUUUUUUUUGAAAGAUCUUCGUGAUUGUUGCAAUUGAACAUGGAUUUCACACCAAACCAAUGCAUAAACAACCUUAAUUUGGAAUUAGAUGACAGCCCUCAUGUUGAGGAGUUCUCCAACGAUGAUUUGGCUGAACAAUUGAACAUGUUCAGCAAUCCUUAUUUCUUUGACUUUGAACCUGUCAAUCUGUUUCCUCAUAAUUUUUACAGAUCUUUGCCUCAAGAUGUAAAUUCCAACUUUACAGCGGCUCCAGCCGAAUAUAAAACCCAACCUCAACAAGCUGCUCCGUCAUCACAAUUUACGACAUCCUCUAAUGUUCCUGUACCAACUAUUCCCAAGCAAGAACCUUUGGAAAAUCCAAAAAUUUCUGCUAAAGUUCCUCAAGAGGACAAUCAAAACCCCUAUUUGGUAACCGAGAAUUUGGAUUUGCUUAAUGCUACAAGGGUAAUGCAAAUGCCGGGCAAAAAUUCGUCUGGAUUGUUCCCUCUACCCAAUACCACUCCAUUCUUGGAGUCUAAAGCUUCUGAAAAUCAACAAAAGAUUCCUACUCCCCCUUCUUUUCCUUAUAAACGUCCUAGUGACUCCUCUUUGGAUUUGCCUAUCUCGUCUGCUGGCAACGAAGAACUAAUUACCUCCGCUACUACUGGCAAACGAACCUCUACAUCUGCCCGAUUGCCAGAUCUUCAACAACAUAAAGAACAAGAAUUGGCUUCAGUACCUUCAACUCCUGUCGCUGUCUCUGCCCCUUCAAUUAAGCGCCCCAAGACUGACUCUUCGGAUGCAGCCAUUCGUAAUGCCGCAGAAGAGGAUAAACGCCGUAGAAAUACAGCUGCUAGUGCAAGAUUCCGUAUAAAGAAAAAGCAAAAGGAACAGCAAUUAGAACGUACUGCAAAUGAGCUUUCGGAGAAAGUCAUUUCUUUGGAAUCUCGAAUUGGCGAAUUGGAAAUGGAGAAUAACUGGUUAAAGGGACUUAUUCGCCCAGCUACGAAUUUCUAAGAACUAAUUUAAUUUCUUGCUUUGGUUUAUAUUGAUAUCUCUUUCGAUUCGAUUCUGUUUAUUUUCGUUCUAUGGUUAUUGAAUAUUUGCAUACAUGGACACAUAGUGUUCUUAUAUUAUAGCGCAAUCUCCAACAGGUUGUGCGAGUCGGCCAUUUGUUGUUUUUAUGUUUAACCGACUUUUUUUGUUUAUGUUAAUUCAACUUUAUUUUCCGCAAAUUUGUUAUUGUAUUUUCUCUAGUUAUUGAACCGGUGUUUUAAUAGUUUUGCUAAUUGAAUAAAUCUUUGUAUAAUGUUAUGAAUUAUAUUAGUAAGAGUU
Molecule: messenger RNA, 1584 nt
Organism: Schizosaccharomyces octosporus yFS286
Lineage: Eukaryota; Fungi; Ascomycota; Schizosaccharomycetes; Schizosaccharomycetales; Schizosaccharomycetaceae
Product: transcription factor Zip1
Exons: 1
Coding region: 310-1266 (318 amino acids)
Biological process (GO): regulation of transcription by RNA polymerase II
Cellular component (GO): nucleus
Molecular function (GO): DNA-binding transcription activator activity, RNA polymerase II-specific; RNA polymerase II transcription regulatory region sequence-specific DNA binding
Source: RefSeq, a predicted model, not a curated record